AUGUAUUAUCCGUACGAAUACUUGUGGUAUCACGAUUUGAGACGCUGGACAUAUGCUGAGGAUGAUCACUUGAUCUAUCUACGUACUCGUCAUUACGAUGUACGUUUCAAUACAACCUGGCGAGACGUGAAGUUAUUUAAUCUUAAUUGGUGGCAAGAUAUUGCCAACGACGCAGUGUUUCGACGUCGAAACAAAGAUGUUUACGACUGUUACGACAGGUUUUGUAAAUUGGUCGAUAAAUUCAUGGAACUUCGCGUGAUGGACCGAAAAGAGAGACCCUACUGGGAGCAUUAUAAAAUGCUUCGGUGGUUUUUUCAUGACUGCCGUAACAAGUUCCCCGACAAUUAA
Molecule: messenger RNA, 348 nt
Organism: Cotesia congregata
Lineage: Eukaryota; Metazoa; Arthropoda; Insecta; Hymenoptera; Braconidae
Source: the annotation of a GenBank genome assembly